CACAGACAAGAAAUUGUUGUUUGUUUUACACUGUACGGUACGGCACGGCAGUGUGAAGUGAAGCCGUCAUCCUCCAUUAAUAUAUACCGCCAAUUAACACUCCUCUCCAAGUCUCCGAGCUGAAGAAGCUGCUGCAAUUAAUAAUAUGCACACCCCUUGCGCCAGCUUAUUCUUAUCACCCCCUUCUCAUGUCUCUUUGAUCCCCAUUUCAUCCUUUAAUCUUUCCCCGGGUUCCAGAAACAAGCGAUCUCUUGCUUCACCUCACUGCCAAGGUACUGGCCGGACAUUUGGUUCUCAUAAAUUGUCCAGGGAAGCUUUUCAUAUCCCAACUUCAUGGCUCUGGAAUAACCUAUGGAGGAAGCGUAAUUCAAAUAUUUCAUCAACCUUGACUGAUGAUAGUCCAACAAUGGCGGAAUCAGAGAAAGAAAUUGAAAAUGUCCACCUUCUUAGCCUGGACCGAGGACUGGAAUCAUAUAAAGAUCACUUCAGAUAUAGAAUGAAGAGAUAUUUGGACCAAAAAAAGCUCUUAGAAAAUUAUGAAGGGGGUCUUGAGGAAUUUUCUUUAGGCUAUUUAAAAUUUGGUUUCACCAAAGAAAAUGGUGGCAUUGUCUAUAGGGAAUGGGCACCUGCAGCUCAGGAAGCAGAAAUUAUAGGUGAUUUUAAUGAAUGGAAUGGGUCUCGCCACCGGAUGGAGAAGGACAAGUUUGGUGUAUGGAGCAUAAAUAUCCCUGAUGAUGAUGAAGGAAACCCAGCUAUCCCACAUAAGUCUAGAGUUAAGUUUCGUUUUAAAGACGGGAAUGGAGCUUGGGUUGAUAGGAUCCCUGCUUGGAUAAAGUAUGCUACUGUAGAUCCUACAAAGUUCGCUGCUCCUUAUGAUGGCGUCUACUGGGACCCACCAGCUUCUGAAAGGUAUGACUUUAAAUUCCCACGUCCUUCUCAACCCAAGGCCCCACGCAUAUACGAAGCUCAUGUUGGGAUGAGUAGCUCGGAACCUCGUGUCAACUCAUACCGAGAAUUUGCCGAUGAUGUUUUGCCUCGUAUUAAGGAAAACAAUUAUAACACAGUCCAAUUGAUGGCUAUAAUGGAGCAUUCCUACUAUGCAUCAUUUGGGUAUCAUGUCACAAACUUUUUUGCGGUGAGCAGCAGGUCCGGAACGCCGGAUGACCUUAAGUAUCUGAUUGAUAAAGCACAUGGGUUAGGUUUAAGGGUCUUGAUGGAUGUUGUUCACAGCCAUGCUAGCAACAAUGUCACUGAUGGCCUUAAUGGCUUUGACAUUGGCCAAGGCUCACAAGAGUCUUAUUUCCACAGUGGAGACCGUGGCUACCAUCAAGUGUGGGAUAGCAGACUCUUCAACUAUUCCAAUUGGGAAGUCCUUCGUUUCCUUCUUUCAAACUUGAGGUGGUGGCUUGAAGAGUACAAAUUUGAUGGGUUUCGGUUCGAUGGAGUUACUUCUAUGUUAUAUCAUCAUCAUGGUAUCAGUUUUUCAUUCACGGGAGACUAUAAUGAGUACUUCAGUGAGGCAACAGAUGUCGAUGCUGUGGUUUAUUUGAUGCUUGCUAAUACGCUGAUCCACAGUAUCAUGCCCGAUGCGACUGUGGUUGCUGAGGAUGUGUCCGGUAUGCCCGGACUUUGCCGACCAGUGUUGGAGGGGGGUAUCGGGUUUGACUAUCGGCUAGCAAUGGGUAUUCCGGACAGGUGGAUGGAUUACUUGAAGAAUAAGAAGAGUGUUGCGGAUUGGUCAAUGAAGGAAAUAACACGGAGUUUGACGAAUAGACGUUACAAUGAGAAAUGUGUGGCUUAUGCUGAGAGUCAUGAUCAAGCUAUUGUUGGAGACAAGACUAUUGCAUUUAUGCUAAUGGACAGUGAAAUGUAUUCUGGCAUGUCUUGUUUGACAGAAGCUUCUCCUGUUGUUGAUCAAGGAAUUGCACUGGUCAAGAUGAUCCACUUUUUAACGAUGACAUUAGGAGGAGAAGGAUACCUAAAUUUCAUGGGUAAUGAGUUUGGCCAUCCUGAGUGGAUUGACUUCCCUAGAGAAGGAAACAAUUGGAGUUAUGACAAGUGUAGGCGUCAGUGGAAUCUUGUGGAUACGGCUCACUUGAGAUACAAGUUCAUGAAUGAAUUUGACAGGGCCAUGAAUUUGCUUGAUGAGAAGUUUUCUUUCCUUGCUUCAGAAAAGCAGAUAGUAAGCAGCAUAGACGAAGAUAAUAAGGUAAUUGUAUUUGAGCAUGGAGAUCUGGUGUUUGUAUUUAACUUUCAUGCAGAGAAUACAUAUGAGGGGUACAAAGUUGGAUGCGACUUGCCAGGCAAAUAUCGAGUUGCAUUGGAUAGUGAUUCUUGGGCCUUUGGCGGGCAUGGAAGGGUGGGACACGAUGUAGACCAUUUCACAUCACCAGAAGGGAUACCUGGAGUUUUUGAGACAAAUUUUAAUGGUCGUCCAAACUCGUUCAAAGUCCUCUCUCCUGCUCGGACUUGUGUGGCAUAUUACAGGGUGGAAGAUAGCACGGAGGAAGUAACAGCCAGUGAAUCUGAAACCAUGCCAAUCAAUGUAGCUUUGGUGGCAAGUGAUGAUGAUGGUCUCCAAGAAUUACCCACCGUAAAUGAUAGUGGUGUCGGUAAAAGUGAGAAAAAAGAGGAGUCGGAGUCGGAGGAGGAAGAGAAAGCAAAGAAUCUGCACAUGGACGAAGAAGUCCAAGGUGAUCAGCUGUCCACCAUUAAAAGUGAGACAGAAGAGUCGGAGGAGAAGGAGAAAAUGAGUCAAAUGACGAAUCUGCCCACCAUUAAAAGUGAGACAGAAGAGUCGGAGGAGAAGGAGAAAGUGACGAAGCUGCCCACCAUUAAAAGUGAGGCCAUGUUUACCAGUCUAGGUGAAGAAGGUCAUCAGAAGUCUCCUGCCAUUAGUAGUAGUGAAGUCAGGGAAAGCGAGACUGAAUGUCCAGAUGAGAACAUGAAUGAAUCUCAAUGAUGUAUACACAUACAUGUAUGUUGUGCUGGGCUGCUGUUGUGAGAAUCUCGUUCAUUUUUACAGUUUUUUUGGUGCCAUGGAUUGGAAGAG
Molecule: messenger RNA, 3052 nt
Organism: Cuscuta campestris
Lineage: Eukaryota; Viridiplantae; Streptophyta; Magnoliopsida; Solanales; Convolvulaceae
Source: the annotation of a GenBank genome assembly